GAGAAGGUCUACCAUCAAACAACCCCAAAAAAAGGCAGACAAGUCAAAUUAAUAAGAUAUAGCCUACCUAAGAAAAGAAACUAUCUAGGGAAAAUGAAGAUGGUACAUUUUAUGAUUGUUGUUGUACUAAUAAUGUUAUGUUCUUUCUCAUCAAUCUCAGCACAAAUGCCAAAUAAUAUUCCUCCAUGUGUAUCCAAAUUAUCAGAUUGCUCUACCAAAGCCAUGCAAUCAACUAAUUUGGCUACUGGUGAGAUGCCAUGCUGCUCUGAAUGGGCAAAAGAAAUCAAAGAUAGCACACAGUGUGUAUGCGACAACUUUAAACCUUAUUUGAGUUCAUUAACUGAUUUUUUCACUCUUUGCAAGAUAGAUGCUCCUACAUGCGAAGGUACUACUAGCACUGGUAAUGGAAAUGCUGCUAACGCGAUCAGCAACCAAAAGAAUGGAGCCAAGAAGAUGCCAUAUUCAAUUGGAUUACUACCGGCUUUGCUCUUAAUUUUGACAUAAUAGUCAGAUCUUAAUAGAAAACAUGAGCUUGUUGCAUUUAGAUUUUUGGAUAUUGGAUGAUGUAUUUUCAAUUGUGUCUUAUCAAUUUCAAGUCAGUGUUUUGGUUUUUAUAAGAGAUUAUUAUAUUAUAAGAAUCUUGC
This is a messenger RNA of Beta vulgaris subsp. vulgaris (sugar beet), 644 nucleotides long. RefSeq lists its product as uncharacterized. The record is from RefSeq and is a predicted model, not a curated record. The transcript is spliced from 2 exons. Bases 94 to 504 code for a protein of 136 amino acids. NCBI's taxonomy places the organism in Eukaryota, Viridiplantae, Streptophyta, Magnoliopsida, Caryophyllales, Amaranthaceae.